AUGUUUCAGGAGCCGCACGUGAUUAGGGCAAGUCGAUAUGAAGUUUAUAAGUUGUGGCGUAAGUCCUUCUGUACUUCACUACCAUGGUCCUUGGAUCUGGGCCUCGGUUCACCACCGACUGUGGGACUGUCAGUUCUUGUCUGGGUGAUGAUCUUCAUGGUAGGAUCUGUGCUUGUUAUAUCCUUCGGAUUGCUGACCUUCCUUUUUGUGCUGAGAUUUUGCCUUCGUUGGUCCCCGUCAUCAGAUAACUAUGAACGCGCUCUUUUAUCCGACCAUGAAAAUGAAGCUGAAGCUGACGAUUUGCUUACUUGA
This is a messenger RNA of Rodentolepis nana, 312 nucleotides long. The record is from the annotation of a GenBank genome assembly. NCBI's taxonomy places the organism in Eukaryota, Metazoa, Platyhelminthes, Cestoda, Cyclophyllidea, Hymenolepididae.